AUGUCCACCCUCCGAUACAACUCGUGGUUGAAGACCAAGAAGAAGGGCGAACUUGAGACCCUUGCUGAGUCUGUCGGUCUGUCAGAGAUUGAUGGAUACAAGAAAGACGAUCUUGGUAUGGCCCUCGACAACUAUCUCACCGAAAACUCGUCGCGCUUCCUUGCCAACCCCGACCUCGCUGGUUACUUCAACAGCCGCUCCAAGGCCCAAGGAUCUCCAGUGAAAAGGGAGAUGGUCCGCGAAGAAGUCCUAAAGGUAGUCCGACGACGACCUUCCAAGGCUGUGGAAGAAGUCACGCCUGAGAGCGACGACAUUCCUUCUCCCUUGGCUGCAUCGACUGCGCUUGUCGAGACGCCGGGCCGUGGCCUUUCUCAGGCCGCGUCGCGCAUCGCGUUGCCUGCCACACCUGCCGACGUAGCUCUCGCUGUUGAUCGCUCAACUAGUAUCGUGCGUCAGCGUGUCUCGUCGAUGUAUGAAGAAAGUGGUAUCACCGAAGUCAGCCAUGCCACUCGCGAUACUCUCAGCACUGUUACCAGCAUUCUCUUCUGCGUCGCAGGCUGGGAGUUGUGGAACGUUCGUCGCGAAGUUCUGGGCAACGUUUUCGCGUUCACGAUCCCCGCCGUCAGCGCUCUCGGUACACCAGACUACCCUGUCUAUGUUCCCGACAUGUUCUUGCUUCUGUCUUCCAGCUUCUGGUCCCCUGCUCUGACUUGGAUCUUGACCAGCGUCAUUGUUCCUUCGUUUGUUGGAUACUUUUUCAACCUCAGCGCGACGAGCCCUCCCCCUUCGCGUAGCCGCCCUCGCCCCAACCAUGCCGACUAUGUGGUUGACCCUUUGACCUUCAGUAUCGUCAAGGCCCUGAUUUCAUUUGUUGUUUACGGCCAAGGCGUCAACUUUGGUGGACUUUUGAGUGAUCUCUCCAUAAUGCGCCUCGAGAACGCCAUCUAUGGUGGUUACAAGGGCAUUCUGACUGGAACUGCCAUCACUGCUCUUGUGAGUAUCUACGACGCCGUCCUGAGGAAGUAG
Molecule: messenger RNA, 1026 nt
Organism: Fusarium sp. VM40
Lineage: Eukaryota; Fungi; Ascomycota; Sordariomycetes; Hypocreales; Nectriaceae
Source: the annotation of a GenBank genome assembly